This is a messenger RNA of Penicillium angulare, 681 nucleotides long. RefSeq names its product NuoB/complex I 20 kDa subunit family protein. NCBI's taxonomy places the organism in Eukaryota, Fungi, Ascomycota, Eurotiomycetes, Eurotiales, Aspergillaceae. The record is from RefSeq and is a predicted model, not a curated record. Gene Ontology annotation, molecular function: NADH dehydrogenase (ubiquinone) activity; quinone binding; 4 iron, 4 sulfur cluster binding. Gene Ontology annotation, biological process: aerobic respiration; electron transport coupled proton transport; mitochondrial respiratory chain complex I assembly. The coding region runs from base 1 to 681 and encodes 226 amino acids. The transcript is spliced from 4 exons.
AUGCUUCCCAUGGCGCGACCUGUUAUCGCCGGCGCACUGGCCCGGCCUCAAUUGGCUCUAUGCCUUCGCCCACAGUCCAUUGCCGCCUUGUCCACCUCAACCGUUAAAUCUGCAACUGCUCUUGAGCGUCAAACACCAUCAGGGCAAUCAAUGAGUGCCUCCGGCAAGCUACGCACCGAGGUGCCUCUCGGUAGCCAAGAGAAGAAGGAGGGUGCUAUGCAAUAUGUCUUGACUACGCUCGAUCAAGUUGCCAACUGGGCUCGUCAAAGCUCUCUGUGGCCCAUGACCUUCGGUCUUGCCUGCUGCGCCGUCGAGAUGAUGCAUCUUUCCACCCCCCGCUACGAUCAAGAUCGUCUGGGAAUUAUUUUCCGUGCCUCCCCCCGUCAAUCCGAUGUUAUGAUUGUUGCCGGUACUUUGACCAACAAGAUGGCUCCUGCUCUGCGACAAGUCUACGAUCAGAUGCCCGAUCCCCGCUGGGUCGUCAGCAUGGGUAGCUGCGCCAACGGCGGUGGCUACUACCACUACAGUUACUCAGUUGUUCGUGGGUGCGAUCGUAUCGUACCUGUCGAUGUCUACGUUCCCGGAUGCCCUCCUACCUCCGAGGCUCUUAUGUAUGGCAUCUUCCAGCUGCAGAAGAAGAUGAGACAUACUCGCAUCACUCGCAUGUGGUACCGUCGUUAA